AUGAACAGACUAGCAGCACCAAGCCGGUUGGCGAGACACUCAGUCCGCAACGCCCUCCAGAGUGCAGCUGCAAGCCGAGGGAAGACAACUGUCCCGUUCAGACUGCCAGCUGCGCGAAAUGAGCCAAAUCCCGAGUACAGAAGAGGCUCACCUGAGCGUAAGCAGCUCGAGGAGACGCUGGCAAAGCUCAAGUCUCAAAUCCCGCUGAAAAGCGAAAUCUUCAUCAAUGGCAAGGUCCAGGCAGAGUCUGCAUCAGAAGAUCAGCCCCUCCCUAGCGAGCAUGCCACCACAUUCACCAACUUCCCCUUGGCGACCAAGGGGCAGGUCUCCAACGCUAUUGAGUCAGCGUUGAAGGCCAAGAAGUCGUGGGAGCAGACGCCCUUCGUCGAUCGUGCCGCCAUCUUUCUGAAAGCCGCCGAGCUCGUUUCCAAAAAGUACCGGUAUGAGCUCAUCGCGGCGACUAUGCUCGGCCAGGGCAAGAACAUCUGGCAGGGUGAGGUCGACGCCGCUGCUGAGCUGGCUGACUUCUUUCGGCUCAACUGUAACUAUGCUGCUGAGCUGCUCGAGAGGCAGCAUGACCGUGGGAGCGACGGCAUGUGGACCCGGUUAGAUUACCGGCCACUUGAGGGGUUCGUCUAUGCCAUCUCGCCCUUCAACUUCACGGCCAUCGGUGGCAACCUGAUUUCUGGGCCUGCGUUGAUGGGCAAUGUUGUGCUCUGGAAGCCUUCAGCGUCCAAUAUUUACGCCAGCACAAUUGUCUAUAAGAUCCUCUUGGAGGCCGGUCUGCCUCCAGAUGUGAUCCAAUUUGUCCCCGGCGAUGCUGAGGAAAUCACAUCGACUGUUCUAUCUCAUCGGGAGUUUGCUGGGUUGAACUUCGUCGGCUCCUCUGACGUCUUCCGUUCCAUUUACGCCAAGAUCGGCGAGGGCAUUGGCAAGAGGCAGUAUCGGGACUUCCCCCGGGUUGUCGGUGAGACCAGCGGCAAAAACUUUACUCUCAUCCACCCCUCAGCCGACAUCACCAGCGCCGUCAACCACACAAUCCGUGGUUCCUUUGAAUACCAGGGCCAGAAGUGCUCAGCAACCUCUCGUCUCUAUCUUCCUGAGUCAAGAUCCAAAGAGUUCCUCAGUGGUCUCCAGUCCAAGAUCGCCGAGAUUACUAUCGGCAGCCCAGACAAGGACCUAUCAGCCUUCAUGGGCCCUGUCAUUCAUCGUCGGUCGUUCGAUAAGAUCAAGUCCAUCAUCGACGCCAGCAACAAGGACCCUUCACUCAAGCUCCUGGCCGGUGGCAAGUAUGAUGACUCGGUGGGCUACUACGUCGAGCCCACCGUCUACCUCGCAGACUCGCCAACACAUCGGCUGUUUGACGAGGAGAUUUUUGGCCCUGUGCUGGCCAUCCACACCUACCCAGACAACCAGUGGAGCUCCGUCCUGGAGCAAGUCGACAAGAGUGGCGGUGGCUUUGCUCUGACUGGUGCCGUGUUUGCCAAUGACCGUGCCGCCCUGAGAGAGGCGGAGGAUACCCUGCGGUACUCGGCCGGUAACCUGUAUCUCAACUGCAAGACCACUGCAGCUCUCAUCGGCCAGCAGUCUUUCGGUGGCAGCAGGGCAAGUGGGACCAACGACAAGGCAGGCAGCUCAAAUGUGUUGUUGCGUUUCACCAGCCCCCGUCUGAUCAAGGAGGAGUUCUUUGGGCAGACAGGUUUCAAGUACCCCAGCAACGAGUAG
This is a messenger RNA of Diaporthe amygdali, 1725 nucleotides long. RefSeq lists its product as uncharacterized. Lineage: Eukaryota; Fungi; Ascomycota; Sordariomycetes; Diaporthales; Diaporthaceae. The record is from RefSeq and is a predicted model, not a curated record. The transcript is spliced from 3 exons. Gene Ontology annotation, cellular component: mitochondrial matrix. Bases 1 to 1725 code for a protein of 574 amino acids. Gene Ontology annotation, molecular function: L-glutamate gamma-semialdehyde dehydrogenase (NAD+) activity.